GGGCUGGGCUGCACAUCUCCCAUGGCUCCUGCGGCUUCUCCAGCCUCCCUUCCUCUGUGUGUGUGUCUGCUGCUGGCCUCUGGCUUUGCCCAGGCAGGCAGGCUGCUGGUGGUCCCCAUGGAUGGGAGCCACUGGUUCACCAUGCAGACAGUUGUGGAGAAACUCAGCCACAGAGGGCAUGAGGUGGUGGUACUUGUGCCAGAGGUGAGUUGGCAACUGGGAAAAUCCCUGAAUUUGACAAUGAAAACUUACUCUGUUUCUUAUACUCUGGACGAUUUGAACCACCACUUCAAGUUUUUUGCUCACAACCAAUGGAAAACUCAAGAAGUAGGAAUGUUUUCUCUGCUCAAGAAUUCAGGCAAAGGGUUCUUUGAAUUACUGUUUUCACACUGUAGGAGUCUGUUUAAAGAUAAGAAGUUAGUGGAGUACUUGAAGCAGAGUUCUUUUGAUGCUGUGUUUCUGGAUCCUUUCGAUGUGUGCGGCUUAACUGUUGCCAAGUACUUGUCACUCCCGUCUGUGGUCUCCAGCAGAGGAAUCUUUUGUCACUAUCUUGAAGAGGGUGCCCAGUGCCCCAGCCCUCCUUCUUAUGUUCCCAGAAUUCUCUCGAAAUUCACAGACACCAUGACUUUCACGGAGAGAUUGUGGAACUAUCUAACCUACGCGAAGGAGCAUGCAUUUUGUCCAUAUUUUUUCAAAGCUGCUACAGAAAUUGCCUCUGAAGUUCUCCAGACCCCAGUGACCAUGAAUGACCUCUUCAACCAAGUUUCUAUUUGGUUGUUCCACACUGAUUUCGUGUUGAAUUUCCCCAGACCUGUGAUGCCCAACAUGGUCUUCGUUGGUGGGAUCAACUGUCACAAGGGAAAGCCACUUUCCAAGGUCAGCAAAUCUGAGGCCACACGGUAUUUGGAAGUGGAACAAGAAUUCUACUGCACAUGCGCCUAG
Cricetulus griseus (Chinese hamster) is the source of this 942-nucleotide messenger RNA. NCBI's taxonomy places the organism in Eukaryota, Metazoa, Chordata, Mammalia, Rodentia, Cricetidae. The record is from RefSeq and is a predicted model, not a curated record.